CCACCGGUCCUAAGCAAGACUGGUUGGUCGUACCGGGGACCAAUACGUACUGAUAUCUACCAUCUUCAGGCCGGUACUGCUGUACUAGGAUGCUGAAAUCAAAUCACAGUAAAGAUGGUCAAGGCUAUUCAAAUUCAUGAACUUGGUGGACCUGAGGUAUUGAAAUGGGAAGAUGUCAAAAUAGGAGAGCCGAAGGAGGGUGAGAUUCGUGUGAAGAACAAGGCUAUUGGGAUUAAUUUCAUUGAUGUGUACUUCCGCAAAGGGCUUUAUUACAAGGCUGAUACAAUGCCCUUCAUCCCAGGUAUGGAGGCUUGUGGAGUUGUGACAGCCGUUGGACCUGGGCUAACAGGGAGGCAAGUUGGAGAUCUUGUCGCGUAUAUUGGUACACCGAUGGGCUCAUAUGCAGAAGAGCAGAUCCUUCCUGCAAACAAAGUUGUGCCUGUUCCUCCUUCCAUUGAUCCUAUUGUUGCAGCGUCCGUCAUGCUUAAGGGUAUGACAACUCAGGUUCUACUACGCCAAUGUUUCAAGGUUGAACCUGGACACACAGUCCUUGUUCAUGCAGCAGCUGGUGGAGUCGGAUCCCUUUUAUGCCAGUGGGCUAAUGCCCUUGGUGCCACUGUCAUUGGAACUGUAUCGACUAAAGAGAAGGCAGCUCAAGCCAAGGAAGAUGGCUGUCACCAUGUCAUAAUCUAUAAGGAAGAGGACUUUGUUGCUCGUGUGACUGAAAUAACAUCUGAUAAUAAUGGAGUUGAUGUUGUCUACGACUCUGUAGGCAAGGAUACCUUUCAGGGAUCAUUGGCUUGCUUGAAGACUCGAGGAUACAUGGUCAGUUUCGGGCAGGCAUCAGGUAGACCUGACCCUAUUCCAUUGUCAGCUCUUGCCGCAAAGUCACUCUUCUUGACAAGGCCUGCCCUUUUCCAGUACACUGCAACUCGAGACAAAUUGCUAGAGGCUGCAGGAGAGGUAUUUGCUAAUGUUGCAUCAGGUGUGUUGCGGGUUCGAGUAAAUCACAAGUACUCAUUGUCUCAUGCAGCACAAGCACAUGCAGACUUGGAGAAUAGGAGAACAUCUGGUUCAGCUGUUCUUAUUCCUUAAAUCUUUCGUCUCAAGACUUUCAAGUACCGUUCUUUCUGAAAAAUAACAUGAGUUGGUAUGCUCACUUUAGUCCCCAUUUGGUAUGUAUAGAAAGAAAUGUGGUCUGGUUCUCCCCAACUGUAGUCAUAGAGAGACAUGUUAUGAAAGCAGAAGUAAUUGUACUUUUUCAA
Messenger RNA from Rosa rugosa (rugosa rose), 1265 nucleotides. RefSeq lists its product as uncharacterized. Lineage: Eukaryota; Viridiplantae; Streptophyta; Magnoliopsida; Rosales; Rosaceae. Gene Ontology annotation, cellular component: cytoplasm; cytosol. Gene Ontology annotation, molecular function: quinone reductase (NADPH) activity. The transcript has 5 exons. Gene Ontology annotation, biological process: cellular response to oxidative stress. The record is from RefSeq and is a predicted model, not a curated record. Bases 115 to 1095 code for a protein of 326 amino acids.